CAGUUGGCAGGCUGCUGCGGGAGGCGGUGGCGGUAAGAAGCCGGAGGCAGAGGGGUGACAGGAAAGUGGAGACCCUCAAAAAUCUAUAGUAGGAGUUCCCUGACCAGGGAUCAAACCCGCGCCCCCUGCAGUGGAAGCGUGGAGUCUUAACCACUGGACCUCUAGUGAAGUCCCUCUUUCUUGUUUUCAACCUCAGAAAAGUUGGAAAACAUUUAAGUCUCAACAAAUGAAUCCCACACUUGAACUCUGCCGCAUUCCUGUGCCACCUCCUCCAUUGGAACACUGAUCUUAGAACAGAGAGAGAAAAGAGGAAUAGAAGAUAGAAGAAGAUGCUGGGAUCUGAACGUGGCGUUGUGGAAGAAUGGUUAUCAGAAUUCAAGGCAUUACCUGACACUCAGAUCACCAAUUAUGCAGCAACUUUACACCGGAAAAAAACACUGGUACCAGCCCUGUAUAAAGUUAUUCAAGAUUCGAAUAAUGAGCUCCUGGAGCCUGUCUGCCACCAGCUGUUUGAGCUCUACCGCAGCUCUGAAGUUCGACUUAAGAGGUUCACACUGCAGUUCUUGCCAGAAUUGAUGUGGGUUUAUUUGCGGCUUACAGUUAGCCGAGACAGACAGAGUAAUGGUUGCAUUGAAGCACUUCUUUUAGGAAUUUACAAUUUGGAAAUUGCUGAUAAAGAUGGGAACAAUAAAGUUCUGUCUUUUACUAUCCCUUCCUUAUCCAAGCCUUCAAUAUACCAUGAGCCCUCAACAAUUGGAUCCAUGGCUUUGACAGAAGGGGCAUUGUGUCAGCAUGAUCUCAUCAGGGUUGUUUACAGUGAUCUUCAUCCGCAGAGGGAAACAUUCACUGCACAAAACCGGUUUGAAGUCCUGAGUUUCCUCAUGUUAUGUUAUAAUUCUGCUAUUGUAUAUAUGCCUGCUUCAUCUUACCAGUCUCUUUGCCGAAUGGGCUCCAGGGUUUGUGUGAGUGGAUUUCCACGGCAACAUGAAAAACACUGGAAAGAACUCUGUGGUCGAAUAGUAUUGGAUCCUGAAUUUAUGGUGCAGCUUCUCACAGGAGUUUAUUAUGCCAUGUAUAAUGGACAGUGGGACCUUGGCCAGGAAGUCCUUGAUGACAUCAUUUAUAGAGCUCAGCUAGAACUCUUUUCUCAGCCGCUAUUGGUUGCCAAUGCCAUGAAAAACUCAUUACCAUUUGAUGCUCCUGAUUCUUCACAAGAAGGCCAGAAAGUACUUAAAGUCGAAGUCACUCCAACAGUGCCGAGGAUUUCUCGGACUGCGAUUACAACAGCUUCAAUCCGUCGCCAUAGAUGGAGGAGAGAAGAUGGCUUUGACUUCUCAAACGAGGCUGACUCGAGUAUUCCUGGCUCCCCGAUCCAACACGGCUCCACUGACCUAGGGAUCAAACGUGUGCAAGAGGGGGAGGUGCUGGUGCGCAGGACUCCUGAGCACGGCUCACCGGAGCCCAACUCAGCAGCAGCCACAACAGAGGGUGCUGAGGGUGUAAAUGGAGGAGAGGAGUCGGUAAACCUGAAUGAUGCAGAUGAAGGAUUUUCAUCAGGGGCUUCCCUCAGCAACCAGCCAGUUGGGACCAAACCAUCCUCCUCUUCUCAGAGGGGAAACUUAAGGAAAGUAGCAACUGGGCGUUCAGCCAAGGAUAAAGAAACAGCUUCUGCUAUCAAAUCCAGUGAGAGCCCUCGAGAUUCAGUAGUUCGCAGGCAGUAUGUACAGCAACCAAGUGAUCUUAGUGUAGAUUCAAUUGAGCUGACGCCGAUGAAGAAACACCUGAGCCUGCCUGCUGGCCAGGUGGUGCCAAAAACUAAUAGUAUAAGUCUAAUCCGGACAGCCAGUGCUUCCUCAAGUAAAUCAUUUGACUAUGUAAAUGGCAGUCAAGCAAGUACCAGCAUUGGGGUUGGCACUGAGGGUGUUACUAAUUUAGCAGCUAACAAUGGUAAUCGAUAUUCAACUGUCAGUCUACAGGAAGACCGGCUAGGUCAAGCUGGAGAAGGUAAAGAGCUUCUCAGCCCAGGAGCUCCCUUAACCAAGCAGUCUCGAUCCCCAAGUUUCAAUAUGCAGCUAAUAUCCCAGGUGUAGUCUUGACAUCCUCUCUCAUCUUUCUGCUUACCUUCUAAACUGAACAUUUCAUGUGCAAGAAGACACUUCAUCCCACUUGUGAAAAUAUUGGUCAUCAUAAACAGAUUUGAUUUAGUUUAGGUAUCUUCAUACUGUAUUUUGUAUGGAAACAGCAAUAAGGUUUUCUUUUCCCUCCUUCCUAUAUCUUCUCUUCACCUAUUCCUUGUAAAUGUGUUUGUGAAGCAGUAGAAAAUGUUUGUGUUUUCCACACCUUCCUUUCUCCUUGGGUGAAGUGCAAUCCAUCGUAGGCUGAUCGGUCCCAUUUCAACACUGUGAGACUGAGGUUAUGUUAGAGGAAAUGGUGUAUAUGAUCCCUAUGAAUGAUUCUUCAGCUUUUGUUUAAAAAAAAAAAAAAAACGGGUUGUUCUCAUAAUCUAUGAAGAUUACUGGGUCAUAUUUUUUCUCUCUUAACCAGGAGUGCCUCAGAGAUUCUGCUAUGACUUUGGACUUCUCUGAGUCUGUGCAAUUAUUUUCUUGAGAAGCAUGGGGAAAGGUGGUAGACUGCUGCACUUUUUCAUUAAAACGAGGGUGGCUCUUUUUUCCCCCAUCUCCUUUAUCUCGAGGACACAAUGUUCAAUUACUGAGGCAUUUAAAUCAAGUUGUGGCCGCCUCUGUUGGAGGACAGGGCUCUAAGUUGAUUGUGUAAUAGAUAAUGCACUUUCUCAGUGGCUCUAUAGUCAUUAUUAACAUGUCUUCCCUCCUCCCCACAAGGACAUAAAGUCAUUUCUGUCCUUCAAGUUUGAACAGCUAAUAAAUCAGAGAAUCCAAGGGGCAUGUUCUAUUUCCCAGGAAUGAUUGACACUUUGGUGCUGGGGUUUUAUGGGGGGAGGGGGUAGUUUUUGUUUAGCUUGUGUGGGAUUGUGUGUGAGGGGAAGUUUUGAUUGUUUUUUUUCUUUUCCUUUGUGAGCUGUUGAUGACUGAAGUAGAACAGGUACGUCUUCAGGUAAAGAGAGGGAUUUCUCAACCCACUUUCUGUGAUGUCAGACGAUUGGAGAAACCCUUUCAGCUGCUUUCUAGAUGUACCUAAAUUCAGUCAGAUAUUUUGGAUUAAGAAACCUGAAGUCCUGAUAGAUCAUAUACUCCAAGGAAAUACAUCAGGGACAGAUAAUUGGCUGAAAACACUGACGCUUCAAUGUGACACAUUUUUAUAGAACAUUUCUACCAGGGGGUACUGACUUGAUUUCUCCUACAAGGACCACACUGCCUUUGUGUUUAAUGUAAUGCAAUUUGUGUACCUUCUAAUCAUAUAUCUGCAAAAGUUUCUCAUUUUUAUAAAAAAUCAUGCCAGUAAGCUAGAUGUUGAAUGUAUGUAAGUAGCAUUUGGUAACUGUGCGAAGAGGCUACAAAAGUGCAUUAUUGGUUUAAAAAAGUUUUUUUUUUAGAUCUGAUUUGGUUGGAUAAGGUUUCAUUAUGACCUCUUCUGGGUCUCAGGCUCUAAUGCUUGAUUGAAAUAGGAGAAAAUAUAUUGGUUUUUGAAAAUCAGUGUAUUGUGACUUGAACUGCUGUACAUUCUUCCACACAGUAUGUCAGAGUGAUUAGUGCUUUGUACAUUUAGACAUUUUUAUUUUAUUGUUGUGAAAGAAAAAUAUACUGAAUUUAUAGAAAGCAAGUAUUCUCCUAAUUAACAAAGUUUAAAAUAUUAUCUCUACUGAUUAAAAUUACAAUAGAUUUUGAUAAAUAAAAUAACCAGAAAAAUGCCUCUUGUUUUUUUCACACCUAAAAAUCUACCCAUCCCCCCCACCCCGCCUUUUAUUGUAAGAGGUUUUUGUAAGGGACUUUCUGUUAGAAUCUUUAUAAGAACAGUGAGAUGCUUGUUUGAAUUUGGUGGUGUGUAAUAUUUUUCAGCUCACAUGAAAAUGGAAAACUAGAACCUGAACCAUUACCUACAACAUUGCCAAAGUCCGGGGGAAAACUAAAAGUUGAUAAACAGAGAUUUGUUGAUUUGUGUGUAUAUAUAUAUGUUUGUUUGUGUGUGUGUGUGUAUAGUGUGUAUAUGUAUAAAUCACAAAGAAUAUUUUAGAUAUCCCUUACCUCUUUUAAUUUAACUAAGGGAUGUCAGAUAAAUGAAUUAAAAGCAACCAAAUAAAUGAGGUGUAAAGCUCUAUAACACACAGAGUUUCAGGUGUGAAAGGAAAAGAGCAUUGUACUUACCAGGGGGUGAGAUCUUGGCCAUGGCUGGAGAUCAGUAACUUUAUGGCAGAAAUGUCUGGUUGAUUUAAGAGACUGAAGGGUUGUUUUUAAUUCAACACAUUGUGCAUUUAUUGGCAUCUAAAUCUAGCAUGAUUUUAGUUAAAGCACAAAAAAAUACCAAAUUACAGCAAAGGCUAUAAUAAAUAUAAUAAGCUCUCCCUCUGGUUUGUUAGAAAUCUUAUGUUAUACCUGAAAAGUUGGUUCUGAAAAACUUUCACCUUAGAGAAUUUCAUUUAUUUCUAUGUGUAUUUGUAUAUAUUUUGUACAUAUACAU
Balaenoptera ricei (Rice's whale) is the source of this 4593-nucleotide messenger RNA. It is a transcript of the gene HYCC2, whose product is annotated as hyccin PI4KA lipid kinase complex subunit 2. Gene Ontology annotation, biological process: phosphatidylinositol phosphate biosynthetic process; protein localization to plasma membrane. The coding region runs from base 330 to 2090 and encodes 586 amino acids. Lineage: Eukaryota; Metazoa; Chordata; Mammalia; Artiodactyla; Balaenopteridae. The transcript is spliced from 15 exons. The record is from RefSeq and is a predicted model, not a curated record. Gene Ontology annotation, cellular component: plasma membrane.